Messenger RNA from Sardina pilchardus (European sardine), 2870 nucleotides. Its product is annotated as cell cycle control protein 50A-like. Bases 205 to 1323 code for a protein of 372 amino acids. NCBI's taxonomy places the organism in Eukaryota, Metazoa, Chordata, Actinopteri, Clupeiformes, Clupeidae. The transcript is spliced from 7 exons. Gene Ontology annotation, cellular component: plasma membrane; endoplasmic reticulum; Golgi apparatus. The record is from RefSeq and is a predicted model, not a curated record.
UCAAUCACAAAGAAGUGCAGCACAGGGGUAUGGGUAUGUAGCUGUGCACUUCUGAUAACGUUACCUGCUGAAGAUUUGUCAUAUGUGUUUUAAAUCAGUCGAUCGGAGUGAUUGGCCAUCAAACUGUUCAGAUUCCGCUUCUGACGCAGUGUUCAGGUCGCUUAACGUUACUCAACUCGGGUGACAUCCAAUUAGCUAGCAGCAAUGAUGGCGUCGAGCUACAAUGCUAAAGAAGAGGACGGUCACCAUUCAGGGGCCGUAGGUCCUGGUGGAGCAGGUGUCAAUAAGAGCAAGAAGCCCGAUAACACGGCGUUUAAACAACAACGACUACCAGCUUGGCAGCCCAUUCUGACAGCUGGCACUGUCCUCCCAGCGUUUUUCGUGAUCGGGCUGAUCUUCAUCCCUAUUGGCAUUGGCCUCUUCGUCACUUCCAACAACAUUAAAGAGUUUGAGAUCGACUACACAGGAGUGGAGGAGUCCAGUCCUUGCUAUGUUUGCUCUUUCAAUUACACCUGGAAUAAUACAACUCCCUGCCAAUGCUCGAUUCCAUUCUCUCUCGAGCAGCCCUUUGAGAGCAAUGUCUUCAUGUACUACGGCUUGUCCAACUUCUACCAGAACCACAGGCGUUACGUGAAAUCUAGGGAUGAUAGCCAGUUGAAUGGUGAUAAAAGCUCAUUAUUGAGUCCAAGUAAGGAAUGUGAACCUUACCGCUCUAGUCACGGAUCACCCAUAGCCCCUUGUGGUGCUAUUGCUAACAGUCUCUUCAAUGAUACCUUGGAGCUGUUUUACAAUUUUCCAAAUGGUACCAGUAUUACCAUACCAUUAGUAAAGAAGGGCAUUGCUUGGUGGACUGACAAGCAUGUGAAAUUCAGGAACCCAGGAGGAAACAACAACAAUCUCACAGCUGCAUUUGCAGGCACAGCCAAGCCUGUCAACUGGCGGAAACCCGUCUAUGAGCUGGACCCCAGCGACCCUGACAACAAUGGCUUUGUCAAUGAAGACUUUAUUGUGUGGAUGCGCACAGCUGCUCUUCCCACAUUUAGAAAGCUUUACCGCAUCAUCCAGAAGAAGAAGGACAACAUGAUGCCAACACUACCCAGAGGAAACUACACACUGAAUGUCACCUACAAUUACCCUGUGCGCAGCUUUGAAGGUCGUAAGCGUAUGAUUCUGAGCACCAUCUCCUGGAUGGGAGGGAAAAACCCAUUCCUUGGCAUUGCUUACAUUACCGUAGGCUCUGUGUGUUUCUUCUUGGGUGUGGUUCUCCUCUUCAUUCACCACAAGUACGGCAGCAGGAACAACAACGCAGACAUCCCCAACUGAGAAGACCUCACCUGAGGUGCCCACGCACAUUCCUGUGUAGCUGCUGAUUCCUUGCAUGGACUACUGGCUUACCCAUUGGCUCAUUUUCUGUGUAGACAAUUGAGCACCAAAGUUAUUUAAGACAUUGAAUCCAUAUACAUUGUCAAGUGUGUACAGAUUAUUUCAUACAAGGGUCAAUAUAAAGUAUUGGAAAAUCAACCAACUGAAAUGUUCAAUUACUAUCGCAGUGCACAGCAUUAGUGCUCUUUAUUUAAGUUAGUAAUGCUGGUGGUGACUUUCUUCAUAGAAUUCUUUAUUCAGUUUCAGAAUAAGUAUAUCACAUUCUUUAGAGAUACACUCUUCUCUGCUGUAUUGAUUUUACUUGACAGAAGUUAUUUUAUGGCCUAGUUUAAUCAUGUAGUUAUCCUGCCAAAUACUGCUGGAUCGCAGUGGCAGUUUGCUUGUAAAAAGCUCACGGUUCAAGAUACACCAUUGAUUUCAAAAUCAAGCACAAUGCCACUAAGCAACACCGUUUGGUAUCUUAUACUUGAAACUGGUUACCCUGAUUUGACCAAAGUUGUUAAGAUAAUCUAUGCCACACUAUAGAAUAUAUGCAGUGUACCAUCCCAAUCAAGCUGAUUGUCUUUUGCUCAGAAGUAAGGGGGCUGUACAGAUUGAAGGAUACCUAUACAAACUGAAGGAUGUUCCUGCUUUUCCGUUCCCUAUGUGUUGUCUUGUCCAGCUGAAUGUAAUGGGUCUUGCACUGGUAGCUUAAAUGAAGCUAUUGUUAAUGUACAUUUUGCAGCCAUACCCUGUAGCAAAUAUUCAGUCAUUUUACAUAGGGAUUGCAGAUUGAUGUCAGUAUGAAUCAGACCUGCUUCUUGCUUAGUUUUGCUGCUUUAUGUUUGUUGGAUCAGAUUGACCUUAUUAUAUCUGACAUUUUGUAUGCAUGUUGCAGUUUUUGUUUAUGUAUCCCAUCAAGGGCUAUAUUUAUUUCUUUUUUAGUUUUUAUGUUAUUUAACGUUUUACACUCUUUGUUGUAUUUAUUGUGACCAGUUCAUUUGAGUUGAUAGUCGUUCAUUGUUGUGUUCUUUGUGGAUGAUGAGAAUCCUAUUUGUUUUCACUGGUUUGAAAUAACCCAAAUAUUGUAGUGUCAUACAAUGCACUUUAAAAUUGACAUACGUUUUAAAGCAGUACUUGGUGAUUAUUUAUUGUAUGCGGUUGCUUACACUUUCUUUUACAGUAUCUAGCUAAAUAUUGGUGAAAUAACAAGCACAAACACUGCUUUGAGGCAACUGUAGACCCCUUCAAAACUGGAUUUGGUAUUUGAGCCUCCCAAUUUUUAAGUCUAUUGACAAGUAAAUUGACAUGUUGUCUAUGUAUGCCUAUUUAUGUAAUACAACAAAUGUCAGCUAUGUGAACCGUUGGAUGUUCGUAGAUAUGCAUGUGAGCUGAGCUUUGUAGACACUGUAAAAGAAAAUGUAAUCAUAUUUUUGUAAUAGGGCUACAUCUUGAUUUUUAACAGCUGGAGAUUGCUAAAAUGAAUAAAUGAUCCUGCUUACUCUAUA